Messenger RNA from Brachypodium distachyon (stiff brome), 699 nucleotides. RefSeq names its product putative F-box protein At1g30920. Bases 1 to 699 code for a protein of 232 amino acids. Lineage: Eukaryota; Viridiplantae; Streptophyta; Magnoliopsida; Poales; Poaceae. The record is from RefSeq and is a predicted model, not a curated record. The transcript has a single exon.
AUGUCCGGCGCGUACAAGGUGGUCCGCCUCGGCAGCCGCUGGGGUUGCCAUGUUGAGCAGACAUGCGAGGUCCUCACGCUGGGAGGCGGCGGCGUCGAGUGGAGGCGCUCGCAGCCGCCCCAGACCCGGAUCCGUGCCCGGUACUGCCAGAGCUCCGUCGCCGCGGCCGCGGUCAAUGGCGUCAUGUACUUCCUUCGCGACUUUGACUACUACACGGUAAUACCGCAGGUAGAUGAUGAUGGAGAUGACUAUUAUGUACUAUGCUUUGACCUUGAAAGCGAAGAGUGGAAGAAGAUGAUCAAAGGGCCAUUGAAAGUGAGCGACGAGUCGUGGACGAGCACGGAGGCAACCGGGUUAGCCGAGCUCAAUGGCGCCCUAUAUAUGGUUCAACUCGAAGAGACAUUUGGCCAUCCAAGCACGAAUAUAUGGCUCUUGGUUGAUCCCAAGGAGAGCAUAUGGGUCAAGACCUACACAAUAUCCAUGGCCCGAACCACUAGUCUUGUGGUGCCGAGGGUGAUGUCACAUGGUACAAAGCUGCUGAUUUCUAUUUUUCGUGUUUACAACUUAGGCCCGACGUUGCAGGUCUACGAUGCCCGUACCGGGUUAUGCAUCGAUGUGAUGAAGACAUCGAAUAACCUCUAUGGUGGAAUCGGUCUUUGUAGCUUGCACAUGCAUCAUUUUGUCUCGGCUGAGAUCUAG